This is a messenger RNA of Gracilinanus agilis (Agile Gracile Mouse Opossum), 1289 nucleotides long. It is a transcript of the gene EAPP, whose product is annotated as E2F associated phosphoprotein. Gene Ontology annotation, cellular component: nucleus. Bases 73 to 981 code for a protein of 302 amino acids. The transcript has 7 exons. NCBI's taxonomy places the organism in Eukaryota, Metazoa, Chordata, Mammalia, Didelphimorphia, Didelphidae. The record is from RefSeq and is a predicted model, not a curated record. Gene Ontology annotation, biological process: positive regulation of cell population proliferation.
GUAGGAAGGACUUCUAUCUGUUAGCUCUGUGGAUUCGUUCGGACUCCGUGCUAGGCCACGGCCCGGCUCACCAUGAACCCGCUUUCUGAAGAUGAUGAUCCGUAUGUAGUUGAAGAACCCAGCGAUGAAGAACCAGCUUUGAGUAGUUCUCCUUCUAGACUUCUCUGCCUUUGCUGGAUCUUUAUUCCAGUCAUGCUGUUUUCUGAAGAUGAAGUAGAUGUGCUUUUACAUGGCACUCCUGACCAAAAGCGAAAACUUAUCAGAGAAUGUCUUACUGGUGAAAGUGAAUCAUCCAGUGAAGAUGAAUUUGAAAAAGAAAUGGAAGCUGAAUUAAAUUCCACCAUAAAAACAAUGGAAGAUAAGUUGUCAUCAAUAGAAACAGGUAAUUCCUUAGGGACUGUGAAAACUUCAAUGGUUCUAUCAAAGUAUUAUGAUGACAUGUAUUCUGAUUCUGAUUCUGAGGAUGAAGAUACAGUAAUAACACAAGUGAAUAAGAAGAAAAAAAAACAACAGUAUCGGAUUCCAACAAAUGAUGAAUUAUUAUAUGAUCCUGAAAAAGACAAUAGAGAUCAGGCCUGGGUGGAUGCACAAAGAAGAGGAUACCAUUGUUUAGGAAUGCAACUCUCUCACCAACAACAGGCUGUACCAAACAGUGAUGCUGUCUUAAAUUGCCCUGCCUGCAUGACUACACUGUGUCUUGAUUGCCAGAGGCAUGAAUACUACAAAACUCAAUACAGAGCAAUGUUUGUGAUGAAUUGCUCUGUCAACAAAGAGGAGGUUCUAAGAUAUAAAGGCCCAAUGAAUCGGAAGAAAAGGCAGAGCCAUAAGAAAAUGAAGUCUGACAGUGAAGAUUCUACAUUUCAAGCAGAUAAUGAAGAAAUAUAUCACCCAGUAAAAUGUACUGAAUGCUCAACUGAAGUAGCCGUAUUUGAUAAAGAUGAAAUCUUCCAUUUCUUCAAUGUAUUAGCAAGCCAUACAUAAAAACAUUGUUGACAUUUUGCAUACCUGCUACUAUAUAAAAUAUACAUAUGGAAUAUAUAUUCCUCUCAAGAGGAAUACAUAGAGUUUGUACAAGAGUUUGUACAUUUAAGAAAAACUAAGAAUUCUAAAGAUAUAGAAUAAAAAAGAAAUCUAAAAUUAUCAUUUGAGGAAAUAUUUUCAGUCUUGAUAAGUGGUUAGUAAUUUUUAGGGUAGUUUGAUUGAAAGGUAAUUUGGAAGUCAUGAUGUUUAACAAGUAGUUGGAUAUUGAUUAGAACUGUUUGGAAUAAACAUUUUCCUGAAUUAUAGCA